AUGGAAGACAGAACGCGUUUAACAAAUGAUCAUUCGAUAAAAUUAUUCAUUCAACGUGACUAUUCCGAAGGUACAGCUGUGAAAUUCCAGGAACGUUUUCCAGGAGAACUAGAAGGACAUAUCAAUCGUGACGAAUUCAUCGGUAUUCUUCGCGAUAUAAACGGCUUCUUUCGCGAUGCAGAAGCGUUAUCAUGUUCAACAUUUACGGAAAAUUGCUGUGCUUGCUUGACAGGUUAUUUACUUCUACUCUGUAUGCCAACUCAUUAUGAAAAGUGUGUUAAACGAGCAGCAAAAUAUAUUGAAGAGAAAAAUAAACGUGUGCUCAAUCAUCAUGGAAUAUAUAUGGUCGAUCCAAUGGAGAAAGGACUUCGUUGCAUUGAAGUGUGCAUUUCCAAUGCUCAUCGGUAA
Adineta ricciae is the source of this 408-nucleotide messenger RNA. The record is from the annotation of a GenBank genome assembly. NCBI's taxonomy places the organism in Eukaryota, Metazoa, Rotifera, Eurotatoria, Adinetida, Adinetidae.